AUGCAUAAGAUCUCCAAUUUCACAGGCCAGGCACGCCAUGGAUGGGAGCGGAUGACCCCUGCCUUUGGCAUGUCCCGUCCUCAGCAUGACCUCGCCGGUUCCCAUCCCUUCCGAAGGCCCGUUCCGCCUGCCAUACCCUCUCCCCCGAAAAAUGAUGCCAUCAUAAACCUCUCCUUCAACGUCCCGUUCUCCUCGAAUCUCUCUGGUCCGGACCCGGACGACGUCCUGCACUCGACACCCGGUGCUCUUCAGCGGUGGACCUACCCGGCCGGAACCCCGGAGGGCACCCCAACCCAUAAACUUCCGGUUCACGCAAACCACAUCGAUUCCCUGAGAAAACUGUGUCGACAGAUCAGCGAGAACAGUUCAGGUCGCAUUGAGGCCACUGUCACAUCAUCAGAACCCAAGGCCCUCGCCUCGCUCCAGCUAAGGCCACAGGGCCUUGUCACCAAUGUCUGCAUCUCUGGUGAGACUGAUCUCGUCUACCAAAUGAGGGCUAAAAUUUUUAAAGAGACGCCCUUUGCUCUGCGGUGCGCCACAGUUGAUAUUGAUGUGAACCUUGUCAUGGAUUCAAAUUCCAACGCGAUCAAGCAGAAUGUUUUGAAUCACCUUAACACGCUAGCAAGCUACACUGGUGUGGACAUAUUCUUGCUUAGUCCAAAGAUCGUCGACGCUGACAGCGCUAUUGUAUCUUCAUAUGGAUAUUCGACCGAGAAUGGGAUUGAUAACCGCUUUAGGAUCGCGAUAUAUGGUGAUGUUGAGAGUGUGGAGCAUGCGAAGACUAGGGUUUUGAUCAUGAUUGAUCAAAUUCUUAAACGACAAGUUGAUGUUAUGAAGCUUGAGCUGACGAUGCAUACCCUGGUCUGCGGCCGCACACGCCGAAACAUCAAACUUAUUGAAGCUGCUACAGACACUGCUAUCUACUUCCCACCCUCAUUCCCGAACGUUUAUGGAUACACGCCGCCUGGUGCUUAUAGACGUGCUGAUGAUGAACUCUACAUCACAGGCACUAGCCAAGAACAAAUCGGCAAGGCAAAACAAAAGUUACAUGAGUUGGUUCGGGGCGUCAAGGUCUAUGUCAAGGAUGUGUCUGUCACUCCAACUAAAAUUGAUAGUAUUUUGCUUGAUCGCCUGGACAAGGUUCGCAAGGUCAUGGAGGCAAAUGGAUGCUAUGUCCUCUUCCCUCAGCUUGGCAGUCAACACAACACUAUCCGCGUCCAGGGAACAGAAAUCCUGCAGGUAGAACGCACCAUUCGAGAGCUGAUGGCUCUGGCCGGCCAGUUCUACGGCGCAACGUGGUGGAUUAUCCUUCCAGAUAAUGCGCCUCAGAUGCGAGUUCCGUCGCCGUCGGAUAUCCGAACCAUGUUAUCCGAUAUUUGUGCCAAUUCAGGUGCCGACGUCAGCUUUGAUAAGUUGACUUUCACCAUCCACGGUUCCGAUGAUGCCGUCAAGGCAGCUAUGAUGGUUAUCCACCAUAUUCCAUUUGUCAAACGUUCCCCACACCAGAUGCGAGUGAAAAUCGAGCUUGCCAACGAACAUAAAGAGUUUGUCAGCGGCAAGAAGAACGGGAAAAUUAACAAGAUUAUGGGCCAAAGCAACGUUCAAAUUAUCUUUGAUGGAUUUAACGAAUACAACUUCUAUAUCGAUGUGUGUGCCAGCCAGUAUGAGGCAGCACGCAACGGACUUGACUUGGUCGAACAAGAAAUGCCAGCAUCGAUAUCCUUCCACGUGCCCGAUCAGUAUCACAAACGUAUUAUCGGUAUUGGUGGCCAGCACAUCCAGCGCAUCAUGAAAAAAUACUCCGUGUUUGUCAAGUUUUCCAAUGCCAUGGAUCGAGGUGGUGUCAACAAAGAUGACGAUGACAUCAGAGUCGAAAACGUGAUCUGUCGCACACCCGCUCGUAAUGCUCAGAACUUGGAGCUUGUGAAGCAGGAAAUUAUGGAUAUGGUAGAGAAAGUUGAUGCAGAAUUCGUCUCCGAAACUGUCCUUGUGAAUCGUCUCUAUCACCGGGAACUCAUCGCUCGAAUGAAGGAGAUCGAUGAGCUGGAGAAGAAAUGGAACUGCAAGAUCGACUUUCCUAGCACUGAAACGGCGAGUGACUUUGUCACCAUCUCAGGCCCAGAAUACCAAGUCCCACAGGCCGUUGAUGCCUUUUUGGGAAUGGUACCGGAAACGCACGAGAUCUCGUUCCAGGGUUCCGAAGAGCUUCGGGAAUUCUUUAAGACUACAGAGUUUGCGACUGAAGUUCGAAAGAAGCUUAAAGAGCAGUAUGAAGUUGACGUUACUGUUGAAGCGACUGGAGAGCAGCCUUCUUCCGAAGCCAACUCACCACCUCCCGAAGACAGGCUUGUUCUUGGUUAUACACGGAACAACGCUGGUGGAUUGAAGGACGCUAUUGAUUUUCUUGUCUCGAGGCUUGUCUCGCAUGGGCUUGAUGCGACCACCGUCAAGGGAUCUAUUCCUCGACCAAAGUCAGACUCGUUUGAAGAGUCCUUGCCGUUCUUCGACUCCAAGCUUUUACAGCACGCCCCCGCUCCUCUCGUAACCGAUUCUCCCACACGCCCUAAUUUCUCGGAUGACGCCAGUGACCGAGGUUCGAUAUUUGAGCGUCUUCGCAAGCCCGGCAGCAUCUCUUCGUUUUCAUCGUUUAUCGGUCGCAAAAACCACUCUGGCUCCCCCGGCUCUUUCUUUAAGCACGCAUCCAGCAAUGCCUCAAAGGCAUCGCUUGUUUCCAUGGAAUCCCGUGAUAGCGGAUAUCGCAACCCGUGGAAUGACUCUGGCGUGAAUCUUCCGGAAGAAGAUGUUUUCAACGCCAGCAGUGCGUGGCCAUCUCGAUUUGAUAGUGCAUUUCCCUUCGGUACCGCCCCUGGAGACAUGACUCCGCGGCACGAUCUCCGCGCAUCUUUUGAUAGCGGCCGUCCUAGUACUUCCAAUUCUACUUCUGGAUACCCGGCUCCUAUUGGGCCACCUCGUUAAAGCACGGAUCUUAUUAUCGGAAAAUCAGUUGUCAGCAAUAUACCCCUUUGACCAAGUUUGCAAUCGUUUAUAUGAUACCACAUUGAAAGUCAGUCAGAAAAGCAAAGUCUACAGCUAAGAAGGUCAGCCGGAUGGGAGGGAUGAGGUAAAGAUAUCAUGUCGGUUUUGCUAAAAGGAGUAGUCGGCGGCGUUUAUCCCUCGUUUGUUGUUUGAUUCCCAACUUUUAUUUUACUUUAUCUCUCUAGGCCAUUCAUUUAACUGUCGUAUCUUACAUGCAGCAAUUAUCUCCCUCUGAGCUAUUUCAUACGUGGUUUGUGUGCUUUUGCCUUAACGGUCGAUGCUCUUAUGGUUUUUACGGGAGGUCUAAACUCAUAUCUCUUUUGAAAGUUAUUUUGAACCCCGCAAAUGAUACCAUGCUCUUCUCCCUCUUUUUGUUUUGCUCCAAUCAAUGAUUUUCUUGUUUUUCUUUUUUAAAUUGUUCUUACUUCUAUAUUAUUUCUCCUCUCUUGCUACUCCAUUCCCUUUUACUGUUUUUGCCUCUAGGAAGCAGGCAAAUAAGGGUGAAGCGGGGGACGAAUGAUCUACGUGGCGUGAAAGUGGGAUGGGGAUGAUGGGAUGAAUGGGUGGAUUGUUGUUGAGUGGCCUUUUCUCUUUUAUCUUUUCGGCUGAAAAAUAUGUUUUUCCUCCUCUAUCUUAAAUUUGUUUUUAUGUUUCCUUAAAUUUGAAGACUAUUAAAC
Coccidioides posadasii C735 delta SOWgp is the source of this 3713-nucleotide messenger RNA. RefSeq lists its product as uncharacterized. Gene Ontology annotation, cellular component: cytoplasm. NCBI's taxonomy places the organism in Eukaryota, Fungi, Ascomycota, Eurotiomycetes, Onygenales, Onygenaceae. The record is from RefSeq and is a predicted model, not a curated record. Gene Ontology annotation, molecular function: RNA binding.